This is a messenger RNA of Girardinichthys multiradiatus, 3095 nucleotides long. It is a transcript of the gene pabir2, whose product is annotated as PABIR family member 2. The transcript has 10 exons. The record is from RefSeq and is a predicted model, not a curated record. Bases 918 to 1763 code for a protein of 281 amino acids. Lineage: Eukaryota; Metazoa; Chordata; Actinopteri; Cyprinodontiformes; Goodeidae. Gene Ontology annotation, molecular function: protein serine/threonine phosphatase inhibitor activity.
CAAACGGAGCGGUCUCAUUGGACAGCGGUGCUAACGUUAAAAGGGGCCUGAAGUUUCCUGCUAACACCUAGCCCCAGUGUAAUCUUUGGGACUCUGGUUCAUUCUUGGCGGCACCAACCUCGCAGCAGCUAGAAAUCAAGCUGUAGAUUUUACGGGCGACAUUUUUAGUAGGCCGAGUUUAGGUCGAUCUGAGAUCCGAAGUGGCUAGCAGGUUGGCGGAAGAAAACGUUUAGAGGAGUAGUGAUGGCACUCCAAUGCUAACGUCGCUAGCUAGCUUCUCCGGCUAUCUAGCUCAACCACCUGGGUAGCGAAAAUGAGUGGAACACUAGCUGAGCUGCGCUAGCUAGGAGGUAUGGCAAUCUUUUCACAGCAGCGCCGUUCCUUCGCGCUGUCCAAACCAGGCUCAUAUGAGCAUUAAACCUGUAUUUAAAGCAACUAACGGGCUAGUUAGGCGAAACCUGACUCGUAUUAGGCGGUAAAGUGCAGUUGUAACUCGGUUCUUUGCUGAGACUCUGCCGCCUUGCACCAGCAGACUAACGGGUCAGCAGCUAGCAGCUACUGGGCAUUGUGUGGUAUGUAGCCACGGCAUGCUAGCCAUCCAUCAGGAAAGUUUUUGAUUGCUCAUAACGUUGCGAGUAACAUUAGAAAAGUGUAAUUAGAGCUGCAUAUAAACUAUAUAAAACACCAUCAUGGUUAGAAAACAUUGUUAACUUGCUACACUGAGGAAGGGGCCCUGAACAUCAUCUGGGUCAUCUGCGUUGUUAGUUGGCUUGUCUCAUGUCGACUUAGUUUGACUGACUGGGCAAAUUCAUUUCAAACAUGGAAAGCUUUUAAAGUUCGAGGGUCAGAAAUGUAGCAUUACUGAGCUGGGCCGCCAUUUAAGGUUCAUGAAUGCGUGAAAGGCAUUGUUAAGCAGAAUGAACAACUCCGGAGUCAUGUCUCAAGAAAAGAUGGAGCUGGACCUGGAAAUCCCAGCUGCCUUAGUCCAAAGCGAUGGACACUUGAGGAGAUCAAACAGUGCACCCAUGAUUAAUGGAUUGAGUGAUAACACUCCGGUCUUCCAGAGAGAAGUGCUACGUUGUCGCAGAAACAGCACUACGGUUGUCAACAGACCUAACAUGGUCCCUUCAUCACCCAUUCGUGUCCCCAGCACCAGGCUUCAUCAGAUUAAACAAGAAGAGGGAGUAGACGUGAUGAACAGAGAAACUGCCCACGAGCGGGAAGUUCAAGCUGCAAUGCAGAUAAGCCAAUCUUGGGAGGAAAGCCUUAGUCUGAGCGACAAUGAUUUGGAGAAGUCUGCUUCUUCGUCUCCAAAGCGGAUUGACUUUGUGCCUGUGUCGCCGGCCCCGUCACCAACCAGAGGAAUAGGAAAAAAGCAGUGUUUCUCUCCUUCGCUCCAAUUACUUGUCAACAGCAACGGUCUAACACCAAGCUCGAUACCCAGCCCGACACGGCGGUUCAGCCGACGGAGUCAAAGUCCAAUCAACUGCAUCAGAGCCAGCAUCCUUGGUCCGAUUAAACGCAAAGGGGAGAUGGAGACAGAAAGCCAGCCUAAGAGACUCUUCCAGGGCACCACCACCAUGCUGUCAUCAGAUGUGUCCAACCUGUCGGAUCUCAGUUCCUGUCACUCUCCAGAUUUAUUGGAUGGGAGUCUCAGCAGCAUCAGCUCAUCCACAGGUUCCCCGGGCAAGAUGGAGGGAGUGUCCCCUUCAUCAUCUAGCAACUCGCCCUUUACCUCCCUGCAGGAUCUGUCUCCGAAGUGAUCAUCAGCAGCGAGACCUGUGAACGUGGGAAAUGGUGUCUUCCUCUGAUGAGGAAAAUUGUCUUUCUCAAGGCCCCCGUCACCCCAUUUAGGUCUGCAUUUAGUUUACAUGGACCUUUCCAUAUUUGCCUUUGUACCACUGUUGUCAUGGCUACUUUCAAAGAGGGUGUAGAUAGGUUCGAGUUGAGGAAUCUAUAAAGCCACACAUCUGUCUGGGCAUCAGAGCUAAGUGGUUUGAAACUGACUGAAGACACUGUGAGCGCCAGCUGCUAUUUGACCGUCUUAGAUGGUGCUUGGCUGCAUAGUGAUAUAGUUUGGAACUGGCUUUCCCGCCAUUUCUGUCCUAAAUGUUCCUGUCAUCUCAGAGAGACGCUGAACACUGGACAAAAAGACAGAUCCUGUUUUUGUGCUGGAAAGCUUCGUCCCAUAUGCCUUUGUAUGCACACAGUCUGCAGAGUUUGUAAGAAAAGAUUUAACUUAUUGUUUCCCUGCUUUGUUUGUAAGUAUGUACAUAUGAAUCUAGUCUGAUGUUCUAGUUUUACAUUUGGCUGUGCGGUGAAUGUAGGCACAGGAGUUUUCUUGAUCAAAUAUGUCUGGGGUACAGCUAUGGAGAUGUCCUGUUUUUGUUUGGAGAAGAUUUUCAGAAUAUUUUUCAUUAUAGGCCGUGAACUGUGGUGACUUUUGGUUUGUUUCUGGUCUGAUUUGUUUUGUUUAGUUCUUAUUUACUGCAACCAUAAAAAACCAGAAGGAGCAAGUAAUGCACCGAGCAGUAAAUCAUGAGUUUCUGGUAGUCUCUUAACACUAAAAGGUUCCUGUGUAUCUUGUGGUUUUUGUAGCUAUGGAAAGUGUUAAAGAUUACCCCUUUCUUCUGGCAAAGUGUUAUUUAUGGAAAUUUAUGACAAAAGUGUAUAUAAAUAUAUAUAUAUAAUUGAAUGUUAAUAGGUUAAAUCAGAUAAAUGGACUGCUGGACCAUUCAGCAAAAAGGAAAGUAGAAGCAUCCCAUUGGGGACUAAGAGACUGUUAUUGCUGCCAUGGUUUCGUAUAUCAGGUGUGCUGUGCUCCAGCUUGUAUCCCAAUCUUAUGCACGAAAGAUGGAAAGGUUUUUGUCCUCCUGAGGAAAAACAAAAGGCAGAGAUUCAGGCCUGCACUGUGAUAUUUGCACCAAAAUUCAUCAUUGGUUCUCCUGGUUCCUGUGUCCAUACUCUGCUGUGUUAAUGCUUCCUCAACCUUCAUUGCUCUGUCGCCUUAAAUGUUCAUGUACAAAAUUGAUUGUAAAUCAUUUUAUGUGAGUGUUCCCUUUUUAAUUUAAAGAAGUUUGGUUUCUGAUCUUUUA